GUAAUCCAUUGGCAGUGCAAUCGAUGAAUUUUCCGCUGUUUGUUCCAACCUAUAAGCUUAAUGGCCGAAUUUAUAGACGAAAUUUUCAGUCUUCUCGACGAAACGAAUCUGAGGUAAAAUUUGGAACCGGUGAUACGGCAGAUUUAUACGACUCGUCUAAAACAGAUGGUUCGUUAUGCAGCCACUUCUCUGUGAAUUGCGACGAAUUUUUAGAGGAAUUAUUUGGUAGUUCGGACGAAAUGCAAUCAACAGCCACAACAACAUCAGCGAAUGAGUCAAGUGAUGUACUGACCACUGAUAUGGAAGAAGCUAGUGAGAGCGAAUUGCCGAGCAGCGAAAAAUUUGUUGUGCAUUACAACAGUAAAUCAAAAAAAUGGUCAGCUAAGAUAAAAAUACCGGCUCUAUUACGUCGAUUUGUAAUUGGUCCUCAAGGUUCAGUAAAAAGAAAGAUUCAGGACGAAACCAACUGUCGCCUUGUGUUCCCCAGUAAGCGUAAAAGAAAAAGCCCAAUAGAGAUACUGUCAACAACGUCGGAGGAGAGUGUGAUGCGUUGUCGUGAUAGAAUCGAAUUGCUGUUAUUGGAAGUGCGCAAUCGUGUCGCUUUUACACAUUUUGUCUCCAUUCCGAUGAUCCAUGAAAAUAUAAGAAAAAAAUUUGAAGAAUUCUCCCAAGCUGUGCAACAGGAUGAUGAAUUACCGGAUUCUUGCCGAUUUGCUGCACUUUUCCAGCAACCAGGCAAAUUGCAUCUCACCCUGACAAUGCUGUCACUGCUGGAUGAAGAUGAGGAAACAACAGCAUCAAAUUCGCUCAAAGCAGCGAUAAGUGAUAGUGUCAGGUAA
Molecule: messenger RNA, 839 nt
Organism: Gongylonema pulchrum
Lineage: Eukaryota; Metazoa; Nematoda; Chromadorea; Rhabditida; Gongylonematidae
Source: the annotation of a GenBank genome assembly